Molecule: messenger RNA, 3707 nt
Organism: Trichechus manatus latirostris (Florida manatee)
Lineage: Eukaryota; Metazoa; Chordata; Mammalia; Sirenia; Trichechidae
Gene: FRMD8
Product: FERM domain containing 8
Exons: 9
Coding region: 297-1529 (410 amino acids)
Biological process (GO): negative regulation of canonical Wnt signaling pathway
Cellular component (GO): plasma membrane; cytoskeleton
Source: RefSeq, a predicted model, not a curated record
AGACGUCCUCCUUGCCCGGGCUCCCGCCCCGUAUCGGGGUGCGCCAUGUCCCGCCUGGGCAUCCCGCGCACGGAGUUUCAGUCCCAGCUUCUGACCGUCACAGCCUGGACCCCCGACCAGCCCGGCCUUGACACCGAGUCGGCCGAGGACCCCCAAUUUGCAUCCUCAGUCUCUUCAGUCAGUGUUGUCCAGUCUCAGAGACCUAGCCCGGGAAUCCGCUUCCUAUUUCAGUGAGAGCUUGAGCAGCCCGCCACAUCCCUGGACCCCCGGUAACGACUGCACGUCUCCCUCUGCAGAUGGACGGGACAGAAGGCAGUGCUGGGCAGCCCGGCCCCGCGGAGCGGUCCCACCGAAGCAGCGUGUCCUCCGUGGGACCCCGAGAGGUACAGCUGAAGCCCAAGCACCAGCCCUACAAGCUGGGCCGCCAGUGGCCGGAGCUGCUGCUGCGUUUCACCGAUGCCCCGGACGAAGACGUGGCCAUGGAUGAGCCUUCCCUGCAGUUCCGAAGGAACGUGUUUUUCCCCAAGUGGCGGGAGCUGCAGAUCCGCGACGAGGACGUUCUGCGGCUGCUUUAUGAGGAGGCCAAGGGCAACGUGCUGAGCGCGAGGUACCCGUGUGACAUAGAGGACUGUGAGGCUCUGGGUGCCCUGGUGUGCCGUGUGCAGCUUGGGCCCUACCAGCCCGGCCACCCUGCUGCCUGCACCCUGAGGGAGAAGCUAGACUCCUUCCUCCCCGCUCAUCUCUGUAAGCGGGGCCACGGCCUCUUUGCCGCCCUCCGGGGCCGUGGGACCAAGGCUGGAACCGGCGAGCAGGGCCUGCUCAACGCCUACCGUGGGGUGAAAGAAGUGGUCGGCAGCGACAGUGAGCACGAGCACCUCCUGAGCACCCACUAUCGCGCCUACCUCUUCAAGUGCCAUGAGCUGCCCUUCUACGGGUGUGCCUUUUUCCAUGGCGAGAUUGACAAGCCGGCCCAGAGCUUCUUGCACCGGGGUGGGCGCAAGCCAGUGACUCUGGCCAUCAGUCUGGAGGGCGUGCAUGUCAUCGACAGCCGGGAGAAGCAUGUCCUGCUGGGCCUGCGCUUCCAGGAGCUGUCGUGGGACCACACCUCCCUCGAGGAGGAGGAGGAGCCCGUGCUGUGGCUGGAGUUUGACGGGGAGAGCGAGGGCAUGCCCGUCAACAAGCUCCUCAAGAUCUACUCCAAGCAGGCCGAACUGAUGAGUGGCCUCAUUGAGUACUGCAUCGAGCUGAAUCAGGCUGUGGAGCCUGCCGCCCCCCAGGACAGCGGGUCUGGCCCCACCUCGGCCCCAGGCUCCUUGCCACCUCCCACACAGCGGCCCAAGCUACGGCGGCAAGGCAGCGUGGUGUGCAGCCGGAUCCAGCAUCUCUCCACCAUUGACUACGUGGACGAUGGCAAGGAGAUCAAGCGAGUGAAGCCAAAGCGCACCACAUCCUUCUUCAGCCGGCAGCUCUCCAUGAGCCAGGGGAGCUACAGCGUGGUGCAGCCCAACGACAGCCUGGAGCAGGGCUGAGGGCGGCAGCUCAAGCAGAGGAGGGCGUGUGGAGGCCCCUGAGACCUGGCCCUGCCCUGUCCUCCCUCGGGGACACGUGGGCUGAGUUAGUCCCCGAAGGUGUGCAUGCAUGGGGGGCACCCGUGUUGCUCAGGGUCUGCAGGUGUUUCAGACCAUGGAGCAGGGACUUCUGGGCCGGGGACGAUACUGGGGCCUGCAGAGCCAGCAAGUGAGUCUCCCCUCGGCCCCUUGUAUAGCCUCCCUCCUUCCUCUGGACUCCGGGCCCAACCACCCUUUCCACUCAGAGACCUCCUUUGUGCCCCUCUCAAUAUGGACAGUGUCUCCUGCUGUCUCACCUGGUGGCAUCUCUGGUGACAGGUGGCCGAGGAUAGGACUUGGGACCUGCAGGUCUGGUCUGUGCCUUUGGUCUUUCCCCUGAACUUUGGUGACACGUCCCCACAUUCCUUCUGCUGGCAUUCCACCCCCUGCUGCCAGGCUGGGCUAUUCUCUAGGGGGCAGAGGAGGGGCCUCCCUUACAUGAACCCCGGCAGAAAAUGAGAUGAUGAGGGCCCCUCCGCACCCUCCCUAGUUGGACUGGUUAUUGCAGCCAUGGCCCCAGGCACGCUGGGGUCCCUGCAUCUCCUGCGCUGGGGGCACUCUGCUGGGACUGGUUGGAGGGGUCAGGGCCCAACUCAGGUGAGAGCCUCAGGUUUCACAGGCGUGAGACACUAUAGCCAGAGGGAAAGUGCCUUUUUGUUAGCCUUUUGUGACGUCACUGUGCUGGGGGGUGGCUGUCCUGUAGAGGAACAAGCCCACCAGCCCCACACUCCCUGCUCUGUGGAAAGCUCCCAGAAAUCCCUUUGGCCUGAGCGGCUCCCCUCACCGAACCACCCAAGCUCGCCGUGUCUCCCGUCGUAUUCUGGGUCUUGCUUUUUUUUUUUUUCCCGUCUGCUUUGAUUCGAUGAAGCCAGUGAGCUCUGGGGCCUCUCAAGAAAAUGGCCCUUGUUUAUCUCAGAGGCCCUGGCUUGUCUUCAAAGAUGGCGCCGGGGAUUUCCAGCCAGCCUUUCCGUCUGGCCUGAGGCCUGAGCCAGCUGUGUAUCGGAUGUAUCGGAUGUCCCGGUGACCAGAGACCAUCUCAUCUUAACUACAUUAUAAAAGGAGGUUUGCUGUGGGUGCUUGGCUUUUCUUUUCCUCAUGUUUGUCUUCCUGGCCACACUGGCUCUGGGUCUUCCCCGAUGAGCUGAUGCUGCGAGGAGCGCUUUCCUAGCCGGCACUGAGGUGAGUACUGCCCCACUGGCGGCUCCCAGGUGCUUCCCGCCAGAAGGAGGCAAGGCCCAGGUCAGCACAGGGCUUUACUUUGUUAUCCCUUCUCAAUGGCAAACUACUGUGGGAGAGGAAACGGGGCCAGCGGGCACUCCUACAAGUCUAAGAGCCCAUUAGCACCUUCUUCUGUCUAUGAUGGGAACAUUCCAGGCGGGCUUGCCUCCCACAGCAGGGACUUCGUUGUUUGUCAUGCCAAAUCAGUGGAAAGGAGAGGCUGGUGAGGUGUCCCCAGCUGUUUGGAAUGUCCUGGCCAAGGGGCAGAGGCUAGUUGCCACAUCAUAUCUUCUCUCUUAGAGACGUUUGACCUACGGACAGCUGCCCAGCCUAGUUCUCCUGGGGCCCCUAGCCCGCCGGCUCCCAGCUCUGUCAUCUCAGUCCUACUGUUUUGAUUCCAGGCGAAUCUCUUAUCUGAUGGGCAGGACAGGGUGUGGGGUAUGUGUGUGUGUGUUUGCACAUGUGUACGCAGAUGACGGGAUGACGGGUUUUUACUGUGCGGCCCGUGUCUCCUGUUUUCUAACCAUCCUUUGUGCCUUAACCUUUUCUGCCCGCCCUUUGGGACAAAGCAGGAUUUUACUAAACGCUGUUGAGUAGUCUCAUUCGUCUGUAUCGUGAUUUAUUCAUAAUAAAAUCUGUUUCCAGCAAACCCUGGAUGGUUUCCGAUCUGAAAUAAUGAGGUGGGCUCACUACAGCCUGGUUGUUAGUUUCUGUUUAGCUCUGCAUUGAGUAGGAGCCCUGGGGUGCUCUGAGCCCCACUCUCAUGGGCCCGAGUCGAGUUUUCUCAUCCAGAUGGUUUGGUUUGUUAGAGGCUACAAGGCUGAGGGUAUGAGAGGGGUUUUGGGUUCCUGGUGGGAACUAAGGGGGGUGCUCUGCAGGGAG